Molecule: messenger RNA, 2402 nt
Organism: Porites evermanni
Lineage: Eukaryota; Metazoa; Cnidaria; Anthozoa; Scleractinia; Poritidae
Source: the annotation of a GenBank genome assembly
AUGUGGAAGAAACUCUUCGGUGACAAAGAAUUUGAAUCGGGGCUGUCAAAGCUUAUAAGCGAAACGGGAGCUUCUAGACAACAAGCUGAGAAAGUUCUUCGAGAAUGCAACGGCAAUUUGGCUCUAGCAAAGGAGAAACUUCAACCGAAACCUUCGUCAGUUGAAAGUGGACCUUCCACCGACAUGUCCAAGAAAGAACUUCCCUCUACGUCUGGCUACACUGAUGCUCCACCGCCAUAUUGUGAAGCGAUGGAAGGAGCAAUGUCUUUGCCUACAACUCUUCCACCUCCCUAUGUGAGCCAGGAUAAGGAAGCUCUUUUGGGUGAAUUAAACGCUGUCUUUCCGAGUGACACUGAAGAGAGAUGUUGUACGUGUUUCGAUCGAAUUCAACCAGACAAAAGUGAGGGCUUCAGCGGAGAAAUGGUCUGGUUGGGAUUAAAGGUAAAUAUACAGAAUUAAUACAUGAGAUAAUCACUUCUUAAUGAUAUAAGAAAACUAAGUUCAAAUCAAAUAUUUUUGCAUUCGAUGCCUUUCACUAAUAUAAGUCGCUUAAGUAGGGAAUCUCCUCGCAACUGAACAGGGUAAAUUGUGAUCAGAUUCCACUCUAAACAAACUCGUUGGUGGCAUUUCAUUGAUGUUGAGAGAAGCUCGGGAUUUCUUUAUCAGACCGUGAUAGUUUUUUAUGUGAUGGCUAGUUUUUUAUGAACAGAGAUAAAUAGUUGUCACUAGUUUGUUAGAUGAAAUGAAUGUAUUAUAUUGACUAUCAUGCACUGGAUAUGGUGUAAGGCUAUCAUUCAGACUUGACUGAAUUUUUGUAGCUUUAAACUUCAAUGUCGAACAUGUGGUAGUGUCAAGAAUUUUGAUUAAGUGCUUUUAAUACAAUUGGCUUGAAAUGAAAAUUAAGAGUUAUUUGAGCAUGUUGGUGUCAUAAGGCUAAAUACAGUGUACUUUAAAACUGUGAAAGGUUUGAACCCAGUCAUUUCAUAAGUAAAUUGAGCAUGAUCGUCCAGAUAAAUGUAACCCCUGUUGUUGACAAUGACUGACAGGUUGUCAAAACAUCAGUCACUGUCGACAACAGUCCUAUUCAGGACUAUGUUCACCCACACGAUCAUACUCAACUUACUUAUGACAGUGUACUUUGUUGGGGAAAGUUACUGAAGUAUGUUUGAUUUUAUAUUACUUCUAUUGUAAGGGACCUUAUACAUGUGAAGAUCACUUAGCAAGAUGGUAAUGUAAAAAAAAAUGGAAAUUAAUGUGAAUCCUAUUUUAUAGUAGAAGCGAGCUUAGGUGCUCUUAGUCUAGGCCAUGACUUUGAAUGCAGACACUCAGUUUUUUCAUUUACUCUUCCUCCCUUCUCCCAUAUCACACGAAAGUUGCAUCAUUUUUAUUCCUUCAUCAAGUUGAAAAUUCACUUCCUAAGAUCCUUUAAAGACAAAGAUUGUGGGGUUGCUGGGUAGGGGAGUCGGGAGUGCAACUGGUAUAGGACCUGUGAGACCCAUUUGUUCCCAUCCCUACUGGGUAGGUGUUUGUCCACCAAAGCUGGUAAAACAAAGGCAUUUCUAAUCCUAGCAGUGCUGUAUAACUUUGGAAAUGACCUACCUCAACAGUGGGUAGAGCUCCUCACCAGCAUAUGAUGCAGUAGGUUCCAAUCUUGACAAGGACUGAGGUUUUCCCUUUCUCCCAAGCUCAAAAUAUGAUAAAUCGCAGGGGAUACUCUGGAUUGACAGUGACAGGAAUGAUCAAGUGGGGAGAAAAAUCAAACCCUAAAAACUCCCUGGGGCUGAAUCCUCAACUAAAAAAAUUAACUGACUGGAACCAAACAAGAAGCACCCCUUUUUGAACUUAAUUAUUAAUUUUAACUUGCCAUUUGGGUUUCACUGACCCCCAAAGUCCCAACUUUAUAGUCCUUCUAGAAUUUGGUAUUUGAUCUGUCACUCAUCAUGUCUGAGGGCAGGUGGGAUUUCAUUGGACGUGGGCAAAUUUUGGCCAGACAUCAUCUGAUGACCUGCUGCCGAGUGACAAAUAAUAAUUAUUUGUCACCCAGCUGCAGCAGAAAUUAGAAUGAUUCUAAUUUUGUUAAUAUUUUUAUUUUUCUUAAGGCAUACCAUUCUGAAUGUUACCUGAAGAGCAAAGGGCCAAAAUGUGAACACUGCUGUUUUGCACUGAUUGCAUUCCCCGAUAAAGGUUUGUCUGGAAGGUGGGGUGUCUAUAAUGGAUGCAAGUAUCACGAGGAAUGCUACAUGCAGUAUGCAGGACCACGAUGUAGUGCUUGCUUCGAUGUGAUAAGCUUCAACCCUGAAAAUGGUUACUCUGGAAAAUGGAUUUAUGAUGGAAAUAAACAGUAUCACGAAGAAUGCUACAAGAAGAAAAUUUUUGUUGAAAUGAGGGCCAAACAUUCAUAG